Misgurnus anguillicaudatus (oriental weatherfish) is the source of this 2360-nucleotide messenger RNA. It is a transcript of the gene egr4, whose product is annotated as early growth response 4. Gene Ontology annotation, molecular function: DNA-binding transcription factor activity, RNA polymerase II-specific; RNA polymerase II cis-regulatory region sequence-specific DNA binding. Gene Ontology annotation, biological process: regulation of transcription by RNA polymerase II. The record is from RefSeq and is a predicted model, not a curated record. Lineage: Eukaryota; Metazoa; Chordata; Actinopteri; Cypriniformes; Cobitidae.
UGGUCUUCAGGAAAGUCGCUGCUACGUCACGCCCCUGUGCCCAUUUUCGGAGGGGAACCCCGUCACAUCCUCUGCCCAUAUUUGGGCAAGAACCUUAUGUAGUCAGCACACGGCGGGGAAUCCUCCUGUCGACGUAGAUGAACAGGGGCGGAGUCUCGGUCGAGCAGAAUGGUAUAAAAGGGAGACGAGGGAUUCCGGUAAACGAAUCGACGGAGAUCAAAAUCUGGAGAUAGCCAAAGGAGUUCUGCUUUACUGGAACAGGAAAAGGAAAUCCCAAAACAUUACCUGAAGGAUUGCCAUUGCACAUAUUUCAAACGACAUUCCUUGUGGAUUUUGAUACAUAUUUGAUCCAUUUUACACCAUUUGUAAGAAGAAACCAUGCUGAACACAGUAGACUUCAGCGCGCUGGAUCUCCUCUGCGCUCAAACUGCUGCUAUGGAGGGACAAUCUAGCGUUCAGAUUCAGACAGAUGCUGCUUGCGGUUUGGUGAAGCCCAAAGUGGAACCAAUGGAUGCUGGUUUUCCAGAGUGCUCGAACGACGGGCUCCCACCAUCUCCACUGACCUACACAGGCAGUUUCUACACCGAGACAGGGCCGUGCAGCGCAGACGCCCUGCUUAACUUGCUUACAGAAAUCGUCGGAAUCUCCACGGCACCCAUUUCUGAGCUAAACACCGAAAACUUCUGCAGUGGAAACUCUCGUGGAAGCGCACUGACACGUCAGGAGUCGUUAUUAUCCACGGGAAGCUCAUUGGGUUCCCCUGAACCUUUCUGCAAUGAUUCCUCAGAUGAACUAAUGGACAGCUCCGUUGCGCAGCAGAGUUACCCCGUGACUGUUAAGAGUGAGUUUGGGAGCAGUUGUAACGGCUGUGAUAUUUUCGACUGCUUUACUGCUCCCGGCGGCUCUCAAACUUACGAACCCUCAGACCUGGACGACAUCAUUGAUUUGUUGUCUCCACUGGGUCCCGAGACAGACUCUAUUUUGGACACUUGGAUCAAGCAGGAACCCUUAGAUGAAGCAAGUCCACUAAUCUACUCCCCCAACCUCCAGAUUCCCGUUGCAGCACCCGCCUCCCUGGAAACCGGCCUCUACAGAGCCGUUUCAUUUCCCAACGCGUUUGGGCUCGGCUGCACUACCACAGCGUUGGCCGACGCUUUGGACUCUAUUUUCGCCGCCAACACGCUAGCUCAGAGGAGCCGAGCGCACGCAAGUAAAGCCGGGCGAUCCAGGAAGGGCGCGGCCCGCGAGAAGCCCUUCUCGUGCCCGAUGGAGAACUGCGACCGCCGCUUCUCUCGUUCCGACGAGCUUAACCGCCACGUCCGCAUCCACACCGGCCACAAGCCCUUCCAGUGCCGCGUCUGCCUGCGCUGCUUCAGCCGCAGCGAUCACCUCACAACGCACAUGCGCACCCACACAGGGGAGAAGCCGUUCUCUUGUGAUGUUUGCGGGCGUCGCUUUGCGCGCAGCGACGAGAGGAAGAGGCACGGACGCGUGCAUAUUAAACAACGCGAACGAAUGCAGCAGAAGACCGAGCUCCUGGCUGCGUGUGGGUUUACUCUGCCGGGACUUGUGUGAGCUCCAGGGUCGUUUAUUUGCUUUUCCACUUUGGGAAGUUUAUGGCUCAAGCCGUGCGCAUGCAGUUCAUGCGCGACAGCGCAUCAGUGAUGAGAAGAGGAGUCUUAACGGAACUGAUCUGGGUCGAGCACCACACUUGUGUUGAUGUGUGUUAAGAGCUUGGCAUGCAGCUACGAAGUCGAACUGAAAGAGAACGAUGAAUGGUCUGGAAAAGCCAGGUCGUUUACAGCACUUCUAGUGCGCGGCACCUGCGCUACAGUCGGAGCAAGAAAACAAGACUCAAACCUCAGAUCGUUGUUUAUGACAUAGGCUAAAUGAAAUGUCUUGCACGUCCUGGUCAGUAAAUGUGUAUGUGUCUUACACUUCUAUACCACACUGGCAUGCAAAUGUGAUCUUUGAACUUGUUGUAUUUUGAUACAUCACUUUGUAAUCAUAAAAAGAGAACUAUAUUUGUAUAUUACUAAUUGUAAUUUUGUAUUUGUCAAUUUUCAAGAGAAUACGAAAAAUCUAUCUUAUAGAUUUUCAUAAGUGAUUGUAUUCCACUUUUGACAGUAGAAUGUGUCUGAUUGGUUCUUGGGAACCUGACGCGAUAGAUUAUUAAAAAAACUUCAACAUAGUAGUUGAGUUGCAGUAGCACACUUACACGUGCAGUUAACCCCCGGUUGCCGGGGUCGUUUUGACAUGUCUAUUUGCCUUUGGAAGUUGUUCUUGUGCAAUGAAAAGCUGUUAAACGCCUUGUGAAUAGGCUAUGAAUGUUUUAAAUAAAACUUUAUUUAUUGACAUGA